CAGAUUUUCCUUUCCAAAAUGACUUUCCAAGCUCUCGUUUUGUGUCUGGCUUGUGCUGGCGUUGGAAAGGCGAGUGUGGUUCCACAGGCAGAACACCGAAACGUGAAGGUGGGCGACAACGUGACUCUCAGCUGUGCCCUGAAAGAACACAAGGAUGUUCUUCAAGUGACAUGGCAAAAGGACUCUGAAAACUCACGCCAUAAUAUAGCAACGUACAGUACCAUAAAAGGACUAAAGAUUCACGAGCCCUAUCAGGACCGAAUGAAUUUCACAAGUUUGGUACUCAAUGAGACAAGCAUCACUUUCUGGGACACUAGAAUGGAUGAUUCAGGGUGUUACCUGUGUCUCUUCAAUGCUUUCCCUUUCGGCUCCUCCUCGGGACGUACCUGCCUGAGCGUCUUCGGUCUCAAUGCAUCUGUCCAUUACAACAUUUCUGAAGGUCAUUUGAUAGCCACCUGUAAAGCUGUUGGCCUCCCAGAGCCCACCAUCACCUGGAACAACUUGUUCAAUACUACUCCUACACAGGAGAUAGUCAGGCACACCAAUGGGAUGGUGUCCAUCACCAGUAAACUGGAGAUCUACAACACUCAGAGCAUCGGUGACUUGACCUGCAGAGUAAGCAACACGAAUGAAAAAAUGGAAUUGCCUGUGAGAAUGAAAGGAGAAGUGGUAUCCUCAUUGCUUUGGCUGGCGAUUAUUGUGGGCAUUUUAAUUGUCAUCAUCGUUCUGAUUCUGAUCGUGCUGUGCUGGAGGAGGAGGAUAUGCAGGAGGUGUUGA
Molecule: messenger RNA, 777 nt
Organism: Opisthocomus hoazin
Lineage: Eukaryota; Metazoa; Chordata; Aves; Opisthocomiformes; Opisthocomidae
Source: RefSeq, a predicted model, not a curated record